CCGUCCAGGUCUUAGUACACUCAGGAGCAACCAGAACCUUCUCUUCGUGAUUUGAUAAAAUACAUUAUCAGUUUUUUAUCUCAAUCUCCACCAAUCAAUGCAAGCUGCUGCUCUGGCAUUCAUGGCGGCUCACUCAAUCAUCAUCUCCUCACCAUGUCCCAAUCCAACACUCUUCUUCUCCCACUCUCCUCUUCCUUCCUCUUCCUCCUUCCAUGGCGUCUCCUUCAAGCUCGACCACCAAAAAUCCAACUUCCACUCACUUUCUCUCUCUGCAGCACCAAAGCCACUCUCCAUCGUCGCUGCCGCCACCAAGAACGCCGUCGCCGUUCUCAAGGGCACUUCCGACGUUGAAGGCGUCGUCACCUUGACCCAACAAGACGACGGUCCUACAACCGUAAAUGUCCGUGUUACUGGACUUACUCCUGGGCCUCAUGGGUUCCACUUGCACGAGUAUGGUGACACGACCAAUGGUUGCAUUUCCACAGGAGCACAUUUCAAUCCUAACAAUUUGACACACGGUGCUCCUGAGAAUGAAGUCCGUCAUGCGGGUGACCUGGGAAACAUAAUUGCCAAUGCUGAGGGCGUGGCAGAGGCAACAAUUGUAGAUAAUCAGAUACCACUGGGUGGUCCUAAUUCUGUAGUUGGAAGGGCUUUUGUGGUUCAUGAGCUCGAGGAUGACCUUGGGAAGGGUGGGCAUGAACUUAGCUUAACCACUGGCAAUGCAGGUGGAAGAUUGGCAUGCGGUGUGGUUGGUUUGACUCCACUGUGAUGGCGAUUCUUCAAUCCGGCCUUAGGUAUUGGACGCGGAUGCGCUGGUUUCUUAAACGGGUACGAAAUUUUCUUGAAUGUGAAUGUAAACUGUCGUGUGAUAUUAUGGGCAACUGAGUUUUUGAUUUUAAUCAUAAUGUUUGUAGAGGACAUCUGUGAUUGUUCUUGGUAUCCCUACCCUGAUCAAUAAACAUGGAGUUGCUAUGCAUGCACUGUAAAAGUUGAAAACUCCUUUGGUGAUUGGUGAAAGCACUAAACUUUUUUA
Messenger RNA from Morus notabilis, 1033 nucleotides. RefSeq names its product superoxide dismutase [Cu-Zn], chloroplastic. Lineage: Eukaryota; Viridiplantae; Streptophyta; Magnoliopsida; Rosales; Moraceae. The transcript is spliced from 8 exons. The record is from RefSeq and is a predicted model, not a curated record. Bases 98 to 769 code for a protein of 223 amino acids. Gene Ontology annotation, molecular function: copper ion binding; superoxide dismutase activity. Gene Ontology annotation, biological process: removal of superoxide radicals.